AUGAUUUCAAUUGAAGAAAAUGGCUUCUGUCUAGUUAGAUCAAUUUCUUCAAUCGGUACAGGUCUUGUUCCAAUGGAUUAUCUAGAUGAGAACGUAGAAUUAAGCAAAUCAUUAGGUUUGCCACCUAUUUUUACAAAAAAUAAACCACUUGUCAGUAUAACACCUCCUACCUCUCCAAUGACAAUAAUAUCAAAAAACUUUUCAAUCGCCUCAAUAUCGAGAUCGAAAACUAUUUCCCAGAGUAAUUUAAAAGGUGGGAGCACAGUUGAUAAAAUCGAUGAGGACAAUAGAGAUCAUGUGAAUACGUUUCUAUCAGCAAUAGAGUACUGCAAGCUGACCCACAUCGAAAGCAAAGAAAAUCGUUUAUUAUAUCAUUUGGCAGUAAGAAGUUCAUCAACUCACAAAGAAUACACUUCAGAACGUUACUAUGAAAGUUUCUAUCGUUUACAUUCAAUGAUUGCUGAGUUAGCCCCACCUUCAUUGAAAAUACCACGGCUACCAAUCCCACAUUGUUGUACAAAUAAUAUGAAACCAGACUCAUAUCUUGAUAGUAACAGAAUGACAACCUUAAAUAAUUAUUUGACUGAGCUUGUCAAUGUAAUAGUUAACUGCACGUCACCAAUCCUUCGACAACUAUUAUUUGUUUGGUUAACUAAAGACACGGUAGAAUUACUAGACUAUAGACUAAUGAUGAUUAAGGUACGCUAUAAUAAUCAGUAUUUUGCUAUUAAUUGUAAAGAUAAUGAAAUAGCAGUGCUAAAGGAAUUAAAAGAAGUGAUUAAAAAAAGAAUACCAGGUAUUCCCGAAGAAGAAACAUAUAAAAUUAAAGCCAAUUUAGAUGGUUGGUAUAUUGUAGAACUUUCAAAUGAUGAUAUUUAUCAACAGGCAUUUAUCAAAGGUUGGCAAGUAAAAUUUCUGGAUCUAGAAAUUGAGUAG
This is a messenger RNA of Tetrapisispora phaffii CBS 4417, 936 nucleotides long. RefSeq lists its product as uncharacterized. Lineage: Eukaryota; Fungi; Ascomycota; Saccharomycetes; Saccharomycetales; Saccharomycetaceae. Gene Ontology annotation, molecular function: phosphatidylinositol binding. Bases 1 to 936 code for a protein of 311 amino acids. The record is from RefSeq and is a predicted model, not a curated record. The transcript has a single exon.